Peronospora matthiolae is the source of this 1575-nucleotide messenger RNA. NCBI's taxonomy places the organism in Eukaryota, Oomycota, Peronosporomycetes, Peronosporales, Peronosporaceae. The record is from the annotation of a GenBank genome assembly.
AUGAGCUUCUCCGAUACAAACAGCGAGAAGGAGUUCCCCAACGUGGACGAGCACAACGCCUGCGAGUACCUCCACGCGGCUCUCACAGUCUUCGUGAUUGGCGCCUCAGGUGAUCUGGCCAAGAAGAAGACGUACCCGUCACUCUUUGCCCUCUACACAUCGGGAUAUCUGCCAGAGCACGUGGUCAUCGUCGGCUUUGCACGCAGCAAGAAGAACGAUACCGACUUUCGAGCGCAGAUUGCGCCCUAUAUCAAGUCCAAGACGUCCGAGACAGAGGCCAAGAAGGACGCGUUUCUCAGCAAAUGUAUUUACCGCAGCGGGGACUAUGAUUCUGCUGAAGAGGUUGGCAAGGUCAGCAAGGAGAUGGAGGCACUGGAGGAGGCCCACGGCACGUCUGUGGCCAAUCGUCUCUUCUACUUCGCCAUCCCGCCUACGAUCUUUGUACCCAUCGGCACAAGUAUCAAGAAGGCGGCGCUAACGUCCCAUGGCUGGAAUCGCCUUAUCGUGGAAAAGCCGUUUGGUCGUGACCUCGAGUCGUUCAACAAGUUGUCCAAGGACAUGGGUGCGCUGUACGCUGAGGACGAGAUCUACCGCAUUGACCACUACUUGGGCAAGGAGAUGGUGCAGAACCUACUCGUGCUACGCUUUGGAAACGCUAUCUUUGAGCCCAUCUGGAACCGCAACUACAUCUCGAGCGUGUCCAUCACGUUUAAGGAAGACUUUGGCACGCAGGGCCGCGGCGGCUACUUCGACUCGUAUGGCAUCAUCCGUGAUGUCAUGCAAAACCACUUGCUGCAAGUACUGUCCCUCAUAGCCAUGGAACCGCCAGUCAUGGCUGCUGGGAAGGACUACUCGAACUACAUUCGUGAUGAGAAGGUCAAGGUGCUGAACUGUAUUGAGCCGAUUAAGCUUGAGAACACGGUGCUGGGCCAGUACCAGGGUGACAAGGAACGCAAUGAGCCUGGAUACCUCGAGGAUCCGACCGUACCAAAGGGAUCGGUGACGCCCACGUUUGCAACGACAGUCAUGUACGUGAAUAACCCCCGCUGGGCUGGAGUUCCGUUCAUUAUGAAAGCUGGCAAAGCCCUCAAUGAGCAGAAGGGCGAGAUCCGUGUGCAGUUCCGUCCGCCUCCUGGAGCGGAGCAUAUGUUCCCCGGUGUGAAGAUUCCCGUGCAGGAGCUUGUUCUACGUCUGCAGCCUGAGGAAGCCGUGUACAUGAAAAUGAACAUGAAGAGCCCGGGCUUGCAGACCCAGGCGAUCUCGAGCGAGCUGAACUUGUCGUAUUCCGAGCGUUACGAGGGCGCGGAGGUGCCGGGUGCUUACACGCGCCUCAUUUUGGACGUACUUCGUGGCAAGCAGGCUGCAUUUGUGCGCGAUGACGAGCUGCGUGCAGCCUGGAAGAUCUUCACACCGUUGCUGGAUGAGAUUGAGUGUCAGAAGAUAAAGCCUUUGCAGUACGCUUUUGGCUCGCGCGGGCCCAAGGAAAGCGACAAGCUGAUCAACAAGGUUGGCUUCCAGUACCACAACGGUGCGUACCAGUGGCAGCCUCGCGGACGCACCACCAGUGCGCUGUAG